UAUGAUUAAAUACAAAUGGGAAAUGUGUUCCUGUAUCGUAAAAAUAUUAACCUUCGGUAAAUUAGAACAAUACGUCAAGUAACCGUUAAGUAAAUAGCAAAUGACCCCGACCGACCCUUGAAGGUGUACUCCAACAGUGGCGAUAUAACCAACACAUGCAGUCAUUGUUGUAGAAAAGGUAGUCGUCACACAAGAGUAUAUAGCGUGUGUGUUUGUAUGCUGUAUCUGCAAGGAUGGGAACUAUUCAUACUUUCUUUGUAAUUUCCAUUAUUUUCUCAUGUUUAUCAGGCUCUGUUGAUGUUCAUUUUAUAACAAAACGAGAUGCAAGCCUUGAUGAUCGUAAGGACUGUCCGCCCGUCGAGGGUCAGCCACAACCCCCUACCAGAGUUGACACUACAGCUAGAUUGCAGGCUUUAAGAACAGAAAUGGGUACAGCGGAUGUUGAUGUGUAUAUAAUUCCUUCUGAAGAUGCUCAUCAGAGUGAAUAUCCGCCAUCUUAUGAUUUAAGACGAUCUUAUAUAUCAGGAUUAUCUGGUUCAGCAGGUAUAGCAGUAGUAACAGCGACCAAGGCAGCAUUAUGGACUGAUGGUAGAUAUCAUUUACAAGCAGAUGACGAGUUAGAUUGUAACUGGAUUCUUAUGAAAGACGGUGUCGAAGGUGUUCCUACGAUGACAGAAUGGAUUAUAGAACAAAUGAUGAACUCUACCACGAAAAAUGUUGGUGCAAGCCCGUUCUUGUUGAGUAGCAGUAAAUGGAAGACUUAUGAAGAAGCUUUCACACAAGAAGCGAUUACGAUGAAAUCAGUUGGUGCGAAUGACCUCAUUGAUAAAAUAUGGACAUCAGGACGACCAGAGAAACCAAAGACACCUAUAAACGCCCUUCCUUUAAAAUUUGCAGGUAGAAGUUGGCAAGACAAAAUAAACGAUUUAAGAAGUGAAAUGACCAAAAAGCAUGCUGGAGCAUUCAUUGUAACAAGUCUAGAUGAAACGGCGUGGCUAUUCAACAUUAGAGCUAAUGACAUUCUUUAUAACCCCUUUGUUGUAUCAUAUGCCAUUGUGGAAAUGAACCAGAUAAGUCUUUAUCUUAUUGAUUCUUCCACUAAAUUGUCACAAACGCCAACCGAUGAAGAGACAACUGAAACAUUAUAUGAACAUCUUAAUACUAACCAGGAUGGAACUUGUACUGGUAAAACCGGACUCUGUGUGAAGGUGUUAGAAUACAAUCAGAGUGGGCUACUGACAGACAUCGAAACUUUAGCAGAGACAUCUCAAAGUCUAAAAGUUUGGGUAACCAUCUUGUGCAACCAAGCUAUAUAUGAAACAAUACCCGAGACUCAAGUUAUACAAGCUAACUCCAAAGUUGCUCUUAUAAAAUCUAUGAAGAACAGCGUAGAGAGAGCUGGCAUGCAGAAUUCUCACAUACGAGAUGCUGUCGCCUUAAUAAAUUUUAUGACCAAGCUGGAAAAAGAGGUAAAGGAGGGAAAGAAAUGGACUGAAGUAUCGGCUGCUGCUGAUUUAAAAACCUACAGAUUCGAUCAGGAAUAUAACCGUGGAUUAAGUUUUAACAGUAUUUCUGGUGUAGGAUCUAAUGGCGCCAUUAUACAUUACUCACCCAGUAAUAUCACAGAUAAACAAAUAACAACAUCAGAAAUGUAUUUAUUAGAUUCAGGUGGACAAUACCUUGAUGGAACAACUGACGUGACAAGAACUUUUCACUUUGGUACACCAACCGAGUAUGAAAAGGAAUGUUAUACACUUGUUUUAAUGGGACAUAUUGAUUUAGCUUUAACCAAAUGGCCACGUGGUUUAUAUGGACGUGACUUUGAUGCCAUAGCAAGACAUCCAUUAUGGGAUGUUGGUUUAGUAUAUCGACAUGGUACGGGACAUGGUAUUGGAGCUUAUCUCAGUGUACAUGAAGGUCCUGGUCGAAUCUCCAUCUCUCACGCAGUUAACCCUAGUGAUGAACCUUUGGAUGAGAACAUGUUUUUCUCUGAUGAACCUGGUUAUUAUGAAGCUGGUAAAUUUGGAAUCCGUUUAGAGACAAUAGUAAUGACAGAAAUUGUUGAUACAAAGUAUCACUUCGAUGCCACAACUAUGCUAGGUUUUAAAGCCAUUACUUUGGUACCAUAUGAACCACAUCUGAUUAACUUCAGUAUGUUAUCACAGAGACAGAUUGACUGGUUGAAUGCCUAUCAUAAAAGAGUAGAAAAUGAAGUUGGACCUAAAUUAAGCGGCGAACCUUUGGAAUGGAUGAAAACGAGGACUCAGCAAAUUACAACUUCAAGUCCUGCUUCAAUUAUUUUACCCUCCAUUUUACUUAUUUGUAUAACUUCCAUUCUUUCUCUUUUAAAAUAAUCUCAUCUUACAAAUUUAUUUCUAGAUACAAAUUGUUCCUUUAAUAUUAGUAUAAUAUUUAUAAUUAUUGUUUUUUUUGUGAAACUCAAUAAAUUGUCCUUUUUUACCGUGGCUGAGAAUACUUCCCCAAAAAGUAUAAAGAUUGAAAAGUGUUCUGUGGAUUGUAGUUUAGACAGUAAUUCCUCACCAUUUAACUUUUAAUUCAAAUUAAUUAAAUGUAUUAAUCACCCCUAUUUUUAAUAUAGUAUGUGUAAUUGUAAUAUUAGAGUUCUAUCAAUCACCCCUAUUUUUAAUAUAGUAGAGUAUUAGUAGAGGUAAGUGGUAAAAGAUUAUUAUAAUUUACAAAUAUAUUUAAAUCAGAUGCCCAGUCAUUGCAGAUACCUUACUAUCAAAUAUUGAAAUAGUUUCCACAAUGCAGAGUGAGAUACUUAACAUUUCUUCUUUAAUUAACAACUAUUGAAAACUGGUUUGAUAGUGGAUAAUGGCUGGACUGUAAUAGGUCACACCAUAUACUAUAUCAAUCAUCAAAUAUAUUUUGUGACAAUACACUAAUUGUAAAUAUUUAAAAAGGGAAUCAUUGACUUGAACCCUCCUCACCUCAAGUACUGUGUCUAUAUGUUCAUUUUAAGCUACCUCCACGUUGCAUUGACACCACUUUCUCAUAUUUUGAGGUUCAUGUAUCCUUCCCUCCCGAAUUCUCCAAAAACCCUGCAACCAAACCUUCCUCUUAAAAAGUUAGUCUAGUUAGUUGGAUUUUUCCGUAAUGUUUCUAAAACAGUAAGUUUCGUAGAGAAAGGGCCUUUACAUUUGUAGUAAUUAUACUUUGUAACAAAUUCGUCAUGAAGUUAUGAUUUUGCCAUAAUAUAUCACUAUUGAUUAAUAAUGGAUAAUUUGUCUAUUCUCGUGUAAUAUAAUUAAAGUGUAAUCCAAAGAUAACAAUAUAUAUUUUCUUAAGUUUCUAAUAAAAUGAUUUUUUUUUCUAAAUAAAGCCUGUCUUUAA
Molecule: messenger RNA, 3354 nt
Organism: Patella vulgata (common limpet)
Lineage: Eukaryota; Metazoa; Mollusca; Gastropoda; Patellidae
Product: xaa-Pro aminopeptidase 1
Exons: 21
Coding region: 234-2354 (706 amino acids)
Molecular function (GO): metalloaminopeptidase activity
Source: RefSeq, a predicted model, not a curated record